Messenger RNA from Clonostachys solani, 750 nucleotides. The record is from the annotation of a GenBank genome assembly. NCBI's taxonomy places the organism in Eukaryota, Fungi, Ascomycota, Sordariomycetes, Hypocreales, Bionectriaceae.
AUGAGCAGCCCACGUAGGAGAAUCGAGACUGAUGUGAGUCAUGAAGUACUCCCCCCAACAUCCCCGAAGCCAGGUCCGCUCAUGAGCGAUUAUGAGGUGACUCUAGUCAAUGAUAAUAGUAGGGACUUGCUGUUUCUUCAUCUUGCUAGCAUAUCCAUCCCCUCGCCCAUGCGACCCUGCGCCCUAACCGAUACAUCUCGAUUGAACAGGCAAGAGUUUUUCGUGCGAUUCAAAGGCCCGGCAGAGAGUUGGUUCCCCCAGGAUGCCGAUAAGGCGGGCUUUCGUCGUCGAGAAUCCGCUAACUCUUCGCCUACAGCGCCCUUUGAAGGUGGCCUCUGGAAGGUGCACGUCGAGCUGCCGGACACAUAUCCGUACAAAUCCCCGAGCAUCGGAUUUGUCAAUAGGAUUUUCCACCCGAAUAUAGACGAGCUGUCCGGAUCGGUGUGCUUGGACGUCAUCAACCAGACGUGGUCUCCCAUGUUCGAUAUGAUCAACAUCUUCGAGGUCUUUCUACCGCAACUCCUACGAUACCCCAACCCCACCGACCCUCUCAACGGAGAGGCAGCCGCGCUGCUUAUAAGAGAGCCCAAGAACUACGAAAUCAAGGUCAAAGAAUAUGUCCAGAAGUAUGCGAAUAAAGACGCUGCCGACGACGCCGGAGCCGAGAGCGAAGACGACGACGACCUGUCCUCCGUAGCGAGCUUCGACGACGAAGACGAGGAGCCCGCCGGCCAAAUGGACGACGUAUAA